This is a messenger RNA of Lizanozyma spartinae, 975 nucleotides long. It is a transcript of the gene PTC7, whose product is annotated as type 2C protein phosphatase. The transcript is spliced from 2 exons. Lineage: Eukaryota; Fungi; Ascomycota; Pichiomycetes; Serinales; Debaryomycetaceae. The record is from RefSeq and is a predicted model, not a curated record. The coding region runs from base 1 to 975 and encodes 324 amino acids.
AUGGCCUCCCAUAGAAGGAAAUCCAGAUUUAAAUCUCCUUUAAUUUAUUUUGCAGUGGCAUUCUUUGCUGUUGUUACCGCUGCCAAUUCCAAUGUUGAUUCGAAUAUUGGAUCAAUGAUUCAUUACAAGAUAGCAGUGGCGUACCUGCCCAAAGAUAGAUCUGAAUCAAACUUAUUCAAACGUAAGAGUCAACAUAGAAGUCCUGCUUUAGAUAGUCCAACUGGUGAAGACAAUUUAUUUGUUUCCAAACAAUCCACUGAGGGUUCCAUUGCACUUGGUGUGGCUGAUGGGGUAGGAGGAUGGCUGGAAGCUGGAUAUGACUCGUCGGCUAUAUCAAGAGAAUUAUGUUCAGCGUUAAAAGUUAAUUUUGAAGCUGAUUCUACACUUUCACCCAAGCAAUUACUUGAUUUGGCCUUCAAAGAUGUGAUUCAAUCUCCUAAAGUGGAAAUCGGGGGCACCACUGCUUGUUUAGGAGUAUUAACUUCAGAUAGAACUUUUAAAGUAGCCAAUCUUGGAGAUUCUUGGUGUGGGGUGUUUCGGAACUUUAGUUUGAUUCAUGAAACUGGAUUCCAAGUGCAUAAUUUCAAUACUCCUUAUCAAUUAGCUAAAAUACCUCCACAAAUCGUUAGACAAGCAGAAUUAGAAGGUAGAAGAUAUAUCAUUGAUAAGCCAGAUAUGGCCGAUGAAUUUGAAUGGAAAUUACAGAAAAAUGAUUUGAUCCUUUUUGCUACUGAUGGAGUCACUGAUAACGUUGUACCAAAGGAUAUAGAAUUGUUUUUAAAGGAUCAAUUUGAGAAUGACCCUAGUUGCAAGUUGGAAACCGUUCUGACUAAAUUGGUGGAAGAAGUAGCUAAAGUAUCUAAAGAUACAAACUUCCCCAGUGCCUUUGCGCAAGAAUUAUCAAGAUUAACAGGCCAAAAAUAUCUAGGUGGGAAGGAAGAUGAUAUAACUAUAGUGUUGAUAAAGGUAGACUAA